This is a messenger RNA of Dama dama (fallow deer), 1936 nucleotides long. RefSeq names its product transmembrane protein 161A (gene TMEM161A). The transcript has 13 exons. Lineage: Eukaryota; Metazoa; Chordata; Mammalia; Artiodactyla; Cervidae. The record is from RefSeq and is a predicted model, not a curated record. Bases 220 to 1608 code for a protein of 462 amino acids.
CCGCGGUGAGCUCUGAGCUCCAGACCCAUGGGUCUCCGCGCCGCCCUCCAGUCCGCAACAUGGGAUAAUUUCGGAUGGAGAAAGACGUGGGGGACAGAGUCAGCUGGGUGAACAGAGGAGCUGCAAGUUCACCUGAGACAUGGCACUGCCUUCCCCGUCUCCUCCCCGCAGGCGGUCCUUGGAGUGCAGCUGGUGGUGACAUUGCUCACCGCCACCCUCAUGCACAGGCUGGCCCCGCACUGCUCCUUCGCGCGCUGGCUGCUCUGCAACGGCAGUCUCUUCAGAUACAAGCACCCUUCGGAGGACGAGCUGCGGGCCCUGGCGGGGAAGCAGAAGCCCAGAGGCAGGAAGGAGCGGUGGGCCAAUGGCGGAGGUGAGGAGAAGCCAUUAUCUGUGCCCCGAGACACCCCGUUCCAGCUGGAGACCUGUCCGCUCACAGCUGUCGAUGCGCUUGUCCUGCGCUUCUUCCUGGAGUACCAGUGGUUUGUGGACUUCGCCGUGUACUCCGGGGGCGUGUACCUCUUCACGGAGGCCUACUACUACGUGCUGGGCCCAGCCAAGGAGACCAACAUCGCGGUAUUCUGGUGUCUGCUCACCGUCGCUUUCUCUAUCAAGGUGUUCCUGACCGUGACCCGGCUGUACUUCAGUGCGGAGGAGGGAGGUGAGCGCUCCGUCUGCCUCGCCUUUGCCUUCCUCUUCCUGCUCCUGGCCAUGCUGGUGCAGGCGGUGCGGGAGGAGACGCUGGAGCUGGGCCUGGAGCCAGGCCUGGACAGCAUGUCCCAGAACUUGGAGCCCCUUCUGAAGAUGCAAGGCUGGGACUGGGCUCUUCCUGUGGUCAAGCUGGCCAUCCGCGUGGGGCUGGCGGUGGCGGGCUCUCUGCUGGGUGCCUUCCUCACCUUCCCAGGCCUGCGACUGGCCCAGACCCACCAUGAUGCCCUGACCAUGUCUGAAGACCGGCCCAUGCUGCAGCUCCUCCUGCACACCAGUUUCCUGUCCCCGCUGUUCGUGCUCUGGCUCUGGACCAAGCCCAUGGCACGGGACUUCUUGCACCAGGCUCCCUUGGGGCGCACGUCCUUCUCGCUGCUGUCUGACUCCGCCUUCGACUCGCUGCGCCUCUGGGUGCUGGUGGUACUGUGCCUGCUGCGGCUGGCGGUGACCCGGCCCCACCUGCAGGCCUACCUGUGCCUAGCCAAGGCCCGCGUGGAGCAGCUGCGGCGGGAGGCCGGCCGCAUCGAGGCCCGCGAGAUCCAGCGGCGGGUGGUGCGGGUGUAUUGCUACGUGACUGUCGUGAGCCUGCAGUACUUGACUCCGCUCAUCCUCACGCUCAACUGCACGCUGCUGCUGAAGACCCUGGGCGGCUACUCCUGGGGCCUGGGCCCGGUCCCCACCCUGUCCCCCACCCCGUCUUCAGCCCACGAUGGCCUGGUCGGCCCCGAGGAGGAUGAGGCCCAGCAGACUGCAGCCCUGAUCGCCGGGGCCCUGGGCAGCCUGCUCACGCCCCUCUUCCUCCGCGGAGUCCUCGCCUUUCUCAUCUGGUGGAUCGCCGCCUGCCAACUGCUCUCCAGCCUCUUUGGUCUGUACUUCCACCAGCAUCUGGCGGGCUCAUAGCCCUCUUGCAGACACUCCUGUGGCCCCAGGGUUUGGUCCUGGGCCAGCGGGGCCCGGCUCACCCCCUCAGGGUCCCCAGGUGCAAGGCGCUCCCGGGAGUUCCUGCUGCGCGGCUCCCCCUUCACCACAGUGCCUGAGCCGUGGGCCCUGCCUUGGACGCUGAGCUUCUGCCUCGAAACCGCCUCCCCAGACCCAGCAGCAGAGGGUCCCACGGCCGGCCACUGUUCCCAGAAUGCCCCUGCCCAGUUUGACUGCAGUGGGCGUGUGCAGUGUCCAGGGGGCACUCUUCUGAACAAAUAAAGGAGCCAGCCGCUUUUAACAAACAGGA